CAGGUCUGUAUCCUUCAGAUAUACGGAAAUAACAGCCAAAGAACCUAUAUAGAAGAAAAAUUCCAAAUAGAAUUUAAUGAGAACCUGCUUUGAUGAGUCUCUAUCUUAGCUUCUUCUUCUUCUAGCUAUACUUCUUCAAAUUCAACAUCUUACCUUUACAACAACAACGUAGCUAGAGCUUUCAUGGAAGGAAUUCAUCCGGCAACUGAACCACAUCAACGAGGAGGAGAAAAAUCAAAUCCGUUCGGCAAAAAUGAUAUCAGUAAAACCCAUCAGGAUCAGAUUAAUGGGCAGGGUACUGAUCAUGAUAAUCAGAAUCCGAACACAACGCUGGUAAACAACGGUUCCUUGGACUUUCGAGGAAGAAUAGCUGAUAAACGAAAAACUGGAGGAUGGAAGUCCACGCCAAUCAUCGUAGUGAACGAGGCAGCAGAGAGAUUGGCGUUUUACGCGAUUGCGGUGAACAUAGGAACUUAUUUGGUUCAACAGAUGCAUCAAGCAUUGCCGGAUGCUGCUGCUCAUGUCAACAACUGGGUUGGAUUAGCUUUCGGUUCAACGCUUUUCGGUGCUUUCAUUGCUGAUGCUUAUUUGGGCCGGUUUCUUAACAUUUUCGUCUUCUCUUGCAUAUACGCAGUGGGAAUGGUUCUAUUGACAGUCUCGUCAACACUUGGUAGUCUCAGACCUCCACCUUGUGUUCUUAACAGUCCAGACUGUGAGCAAGCAACUAAAGGUCAAACAGCCUUCUUAUACUGUGCAUUAGCCUUAAUCGGACUCGGAACUGGUGGGAUCAAGCCGUGUGUAUCGUCAUUUGGAGCUGAUCAAUUCGAUGAGAGCGACAAAAAUGAAGUUAAUGGGAAGUACUCAUUUUUCAACUGGUUCUUCUUUGCAAUUAACAUUGGUGCACUUACUGGUAUUACACUAGUUUCUUAUAUUCAAUCUGAGAAAGGUGGAGGAUGGGGUUUCGGUAUCGCAACGGGUGCAAUUAUGUGUUCGGUUCUUAUCUUUGUCACUGGCAUACCUUUUUAUCGGUAUCAGAAACCAAUGGGUAGCGCAUUCACUAGGUUUUUUCAAGUUGGUGUAGCUUCAUUGAAGAACCAUUUUAAAGGUAUUAAGGUUCAGCGUGAUACGGUUCUAUUUGAAGUCAAGACUAAUGAAUCCGACAUAUUAGGUGCUAGAAAACUCGCAAGUACAUCUCAAUACAGGUUCUUGGACAAGGCAGCUGUUAUAACCAACCAAGAAGCUGAUACUACGAACCGCUGGAAUCUAUGCACCGUCACCCAAGUUGAAGAAUUCAAAUCCUUUAUCAGGGUUCUGCCAAUUUGGGCAUCCACCAUAGUUCUUGCCAUUCCAUACGCUCAACUUUCAACAUUUUUCAUCAGUCAAGCUAGUAUCAUGGAUCGAAAACUUGGCCCCCAUUUUGUCAUCCCUAUCGGUUCUGUAGCUGUUUUCAGUGUUCUCAAUGCUCUGAUCCUCGUGCCAAUUUACGAAAAAUUUAUUGUUCCUUCCCUACGUCGUAGAACAGGACAUAUACGCGGAAUAACUUCUUUACAACGUAUGGGUGUUGGUCUGUUCAUUUCAAUCUUCUCCAUGAUUGCUGCAGCCGUUGUUGAGAAAAGAAGAAGAGAUCACUACUCGACGCCAAUGUCCAUGAGCGUGUUUUGGUUGGUGCCACAAUUCAUGCUCAUGAGCAGUGCUGAAGUGUUUACAUAUGUUGGUCAACUGGAAUUCUUUUACGACGAAGCCACUGACGGGACUCGGAGUCUUAGUAGUGCAAUGUUUUUGAGUGAGAUUGGAAUUGGAGGCUGGUUGAGUACUGCACUUAUUAAAAUUAUAGGAAGAACAACAGGGAGUGGUAAUAAUGAUGGAUGGUUGAGAAAGAAAUUGAACGAUAGCCGGCUCGAUUACUUUUACUGGUUACUGAUGGUGAUUAGUAUCGUUAAUUUCUUUAUUUUCUUGUGGGUUGCUUCACGCUAUAAGGGUAAAAAUGAUGCUGGUAAUACCGUGAAUGUAAGAGAUGAAAUCAUCGUUGGCCCGUCACAAGAACCGGAUGGGAACAGGAUCAGUAGACUGUAAUGUUAAAUUGGAAUUUGUGUAACUCGAACGUAUUCUUCUUUUUAGAAUGCACACACUAAUCAUCAUCACAAACACUAGUGAUUAUAAAUUUAUUAUUUGUCUGACAAAGUAUCUCUAUCUGUAAAAACUCAUUUCCAUCAAGUAUAUGAAAAAGUGUCCGAUCAAAAAGAGAAAAGGUAAUUUUUAUCUUGCAGAUCCGUUGCGUGUGAU
Molecule: messenger RNA, 2283 nt
Organism: Papaver somniferum (opium poppy)
Lineage: Eukaryota; Viridiplantae; Streptophyta; Magnoliopsida; Ranunculales; Papaveraceae
Product: protein NRT1/ PTR FAMILY 8.2-like
Exons: 4
Coding region: 184-2073 (629 amino acids)
Biological process (GO): transmembrane transport; oligopeptide transport
Cellular component (GO): membrane
Molecular function (GO): transmembrane transporter activity
Source: RefSeq, a predicted model, not a curated record